Messenger RNA from Lentinula edodes (shiitake mushroom), 1104 nucleotides. RefSeq lists its product as uncharacterized. Bases 73 to 1104 code for a protein of 343 amino acids. The record is from RefSeq and is a predicted model, not a curated record. The transcript has 4 exons. Lineage: Eukaryota; Fungi; Basidiomycota; Agaricomycetes; Agaricales; Omphalotaceae.
UUCACGAGCUGCACGUUUUGACCACCGCACACAUAUAUUUCCUUCGCUGUUCCAUCAUCGUCAUCGCUCACCAUGGGGCAGUACUGGACAAUAAUGAGCAUCGACAACAGUGAAGCCACUGGGCACUUGGGAAAGCUGGGAGAGUUCUUCUGGAUGCCAGAUAACUCGCUUGUCAGCUGCCUGACGACUCCUGUGAUUCCAUCGUCUUACAAGACUGCUGCUAUUGCUAGUUUUGGAGGGAAAUCACAAAAUCUCAAAAAGAAUUAUCCUCCAUCGAUCCUUUUGUCACUUCCGCAUGAGCUCUUGCUUGUAAUAGCCGAAGAACUCUCCGAGGAUUAUCUUGAUCUCAUUUGCUUUUCUGUUACAUGCAUAGACGCAUGGGAGCUGACUGGACAAUGCCGAUACCAAUCUCUGUCUCAAAAAAUAAAGAGUAAAAGCUGGGCCGGUAGUCGUAUAAUCCUAUUAGGAGAUUACGCUGGUGCCUUGCCCAAGGGACUCCUUACCGAUGCAGAAAAGAAGGAGCUCAGGCUUGACGGUUAUGCAGAUCAUGAAUUCGGGUCACUUCUCUAUGCUCACCCAGCUUUUCGGAUGCCGUCCUAUAAAAUCCUCAAUGACUUUUAUUAUGACGAAAUAGCUCAGGACGAUGAUCUUUUUCAUGAACUCCACUCAACUCGGGACAAUUAUCUUUUUCGUGAACUCCAGUACUUUGCUCAUCGCGAGCCAUUCUCCCGAUGGAUCAUGCUACCAGGCGAUUUCAAACCCACGAGCACAUCGUCCUCGAAAGAUCUUUGGAUGGUCCGCAAUCUCACCAAACAGGAGUAUGCAAUUCCCACCAGACCGCAGAGCCUCACACAGAUUGUCUACAGUCUCAUAGGAUGCUCCGAUGACCCUUCCGUUUCUAUGCAAGGCGAAAGGUGUAGUGUGCUUAUCGACGGACCCUGGGCAGGAGACAGGAUUGACAUCACACUUGUCUCGAUGCAUAGGCAAGAGCAUGCACCUGAGGAAGAAUCCAAUUGGAAAGACGUCACUAUCAGUGUUAAGGAGUUGUUGGAGGCAUUGGCGGCAGAAGACGACGAUUAUAGUGUCGGCGAUUUCAAAUUCUAA